AUGACUAUCGAACACAGCGAUGGCCAAGAACACCCCGACGCAAACACAACGACGAAACAAAGCUAUGAACAAGAUUGCACGGACAACUCCCAGGACACUGCGAGCAACAGCUCUCAAGUGAACACUACCAACGACAAGGAUAUCGAACAUGGUAUUCAAGUGAAGGUCGAGUUUCCCAAAGUCCUAGGGUGCGAACAAGGCGUCAAAACGCCAAAGAAACGUUUGUCGUCAACGGAUGCCAAGACAUACCCGGCAACGAAGAAGCAAACUCAAGCCAAAUAA
Aphanomyces astaci is the source of this 282-nucleotide messenger RNA. RefSeq lists its product as hypothetical. The transcript has 4 exons. The record is from RefSeq and is a predicted model, not a curated record. Lineage: Eukaryota; Oomycota; Saprolegniomycetes; Saprolegniales; Verrucalvaceae. The coding region runs from base 1 to 282 and encodes 93 amino acids.